Messenger RNA from Hydractinia symbiolongicarpus, 3897 nucleotides. Its product is annotated as elongation factor-like GTPase 1. Gene Ontology annotation, molecular function: ribosome binding; GTPase activity; GTP binding. The record is from RefSeq and is a predicted model, not a curated record. Gene Ontology annotation, biological process: cytosolic ribosome assembly. NCBI's taxonomy places the organism in Eukaryota, Metazoa, Cnidaria, Hydrozoa, Anthoathecata, Hydractiniidae. Bases 340 to 3789 code for a protein of 1149 amino acids. The transcript has 18 exons. Gene Ontology annotation, cellular component: cytosol; ribonucleoprotein complex.
CUUCACGUUGGCUUGUUUACAAUACAAGAUUUUUCACCCUAGUUUGCAAUUUUAUUUAUGUUCUAAACUCAAGUACACAUUUGAAAUAUUCUCAGAUCCGUUAGUUGGGCUACAUAGACAUCUAAUGUAACUCCAAUUUAUAAGAAAGACUCAAACUUAAUAAUUAGUAAUCGGCCAAUUUUGCUAUUAUCAAAUGUCAACAAAUUUUUUGAAAAAGCACUUAAAAAAUGUCUUAAUAAAUUUCAGUUUGGAUUUAGAGAAUGUCAUAGCACAAAACACGCAUUAAUAGCUACAGAUAACUGAAAAGAUCAGAAACAGCGACAGUGGUGGUGAGUAUGGAUGCGGGGUGUUUAUAUAGAUCUCCAAAAAUCCUUUGACACAGUCAAACACGGCAUCCUACUAAAAAAACUUAACCACUAUGGAGUUAGAGAUCAAAAAAUGAAAACUGAAAGUAUUGAGUUUAUUUCAUCCCUGCAGAAGAACACAUCACAUAUUAGAAAUAUAUGUAUCCUGGCUCAUGUUGAUCAUGGAAAGACAACUUUAGCAGAUUGUCUGAUAGCAAGCAAUGGCAUCAUAUCAAGUAGGCUUGCUGGAAAGCUCAGAUACAUGGAUAGUCGAGAAGACGAGCAGAAGAGAGGCAUUACCAUGAAAUCAAGUGCAAUUUCACUUUUUUAUAAUUUAGAUCUUAAGAACUACUUGAUCAACUUGAUAGAUUCACCAGGACAUAUCGACUUUUCUAGUGAGGUAUCCACAGCUGUAAGGUUGUGUGAUGGUGCACUUGUUGUUGUUGACGUAGUGGAAGGUGUCUGUCCUCAGACUAAUGCAGUUUUAAGACAAGCCUGGCUAGAAGGUAUAAAACCUUGCUUAGUCUUGAACAAAGUGGAUCGUUUGAUCACAGAAUUAAGAAUGUCUCCCAUCGAAGCAUAUUAUCAUUUGCAGAAGAUCAUGGAGCAGGUGAAUGCAGUGACUGGUAAUCUGUUCAGUGCCCAAGUAAUGGAGCAAUCUACUAAAGAUGAAAAUAAAGAGAAUAUUACCUUAAAUGAAGGGGAAUCUCAGGUGUUUGACUGGAGUUCUGGACUAGAUGAAGCAGAUGAUGAAAACAUAUAUUUCUCUCCUGCACAAGGAAAUGUCGUAUUUGCUAGCGCUAUUGAUGGCUGGGCAUUUGGAAUUGACACAUUCGCAAAACUGUAUUCUGAAAAGCUAGGCAUUUCUUCAAACAUUCUACUGAAAACGCUUUGGGGCGAUUACUUUCUAAACUUGAAAGCAAAGAAGAUAUUUAAAGGCGCACACGUGAAGGGGAAGAAACCACUGUUUGUUCAGUUUAUUUUGCAGAACAUAUGGGAUGUCUACGAAGCUGUGUUGUUAAACAGGGAUAAGGAGAAAAUUGAUAAAAUUGUUGCUAGUUUAAAAUUAAAAAUUUCAGCACGUGAUUCAAAGUAUACAGAUUAUCGAAUACACUUGCACGCCAUCUUGCGACAGUGGUUGCCUUUAUCAGAUGCUUUGUUGGGUAUGGUUUGCAAAGUACUGCCCAGUCCCCUUGAUAUGAAGGAAGAAAGGGUGAAAAACUUGAUGUGUAGUGGAUUUAAAAAGUUUGAAUCUUUCAGCUCCGAAACACAACAACUAAAAUCAGAUUUUUUGAAAUGUUCUUCAGCUGACGAAGCACCUGUCAUUGUAUUUGUUUCAAAAAUGUUAUCAGUUCCAACCAGUGUAUUGCCACACAAUAGAGCAAGACCUCUAACGAAAGAAGAAUUAACAGCUCGUCAUGAAGCUGUGAAGCAAAAAAUCGCGGAGCGUGAGACACAUAAUGAAAACUCCACCGGAGAUGAUGUAGACCAAGUGACAAAUACAAAUGCAGCUGACACUUGUGAGGAAGCGACCCCUACGGUGGAAGCUACCAAGGAUGGCGAAACCUUUAUAGCGUUUGCACGAAUAUUUAGUGGCACGUUAAAAAAGGGAAGCUCGCUUUAUGUGUUAGGUCCAAAAUAUGAUCCCUCGAAUGAACUCGAAGAAGUGUCAUCGAUGACUAAUGGAGAGAAUGCAAAUGAUUUGGGCAACCAGCUUCUUGAUAAACACAUGUCAAGGUGCAAGAUAGAAGAUCUUUAUUUAAUGAUGGGUCGAGAAUUUGAGUUGUUUGAUGAAGUUCCAGCUGGAAAUAUAUUAGGUAUAAACGGUUUAGGCGAUCAUGUUUUAAAAUCUGCAACAGUCAGCACUUCUUUAGCUUGUCCACCAUUUACGCCGAUGCAUUUAGAAGCUAUGCCAAUAGUCCGCGUGGCUGUGGAACCGAAGCAACCAAGUCAGCUACAAUUUCUUAUAAGUGGUAUGAAACUGUUGAACCAAGCGGACCCGUGUGUGCAAGUGUUAUUGCAAGAAUCAGGGGAAUACAUAAUAGUGGCUGCAGGCGAGGUACAUUUGCAAAGAUGUUUGGACGAUUUACGCCAACGAUACGCAAAGAUACAAAUACGCGUAUCAGAUCCUAUCGUGCCGUUCCGUGAAACAAUCGUUGCGCCCCCUAAAGUCGAUAUGGUUAAUGAAGAAAUAACCGAAGAGAAUAAAGUCACUGCGCAUUACACACAAAGGCUGCCAGCAUUUAUGUUAAAAGAGAUAAAUGUUUUUAGUGAUACUAUUCACAAAGGAGGAGAACUUGCCACCGUUUCACAAGACAAUGGAGAACAGGCAAACGCAGAUGGCGGUACGGAGAGGUUGACAAAAACACAGCUCUCUGAACUUCGUAAAAGCAACAAGAUAAAAGAGAAAUUAGGACUAAUCGAAGCGCUGACAUCCAACAAACAGUAUUGUAUUUGUUUACACGCGAAACCAAUUCCUCGAGAUGUGAUUGGUUGUUUAGAAUCGAACGCGCAUUUGUUGAAAAUUCUUCAAAAAAUUGCCAACGAAAACUCAGCGGACGAGAAACAGAAACUGUUAAAUAAUUUAACGUCGACUACCAGAAAUGAGAUACAAAAAUUUUACGACAACUUAAAGACGUUGUUCGCUGCGUCUGGAAAGCUAUGGAAGGGGGCUGCGGAUAAGAUUUGGUCCAUGGGUCCGAAGGGAACGAAUAAUAACUUGUUAUUGAACAACAUAAAAGAUUACAAUCGAACUAAUAUAUGGCAGGGAAUAAUAAACUCAUCUAAUGCUGAUAACACAUUAAGAGAAUUUGAUAAUAGCAUUGUUAGUGGUUUUCAAGUGGCUGUCCAGGCGGGCCCGAUGUGUGAGGAACCUAUGAUGGGAGUAGCCUUUUUUGUGGAAGAGUGGAACAUUUUAGAAAAAGUUAGUUCCGAUGAAACGUAUGCUCCACUUUCUGGUCAGUACAUAUCAGCGGUGAGAGAAGGGUGUCGAUGUGCUGUGAUGGCACAACCCAUGCGUCUUAUGGCGGCUAUGUAUAGUUGCGAGAUUCAAGCUACUUCAGACGUGCUCGGGAAAAUGUAUGGCGUGCUUGGCAAGCGAGAAGGCAAAAUCUUAAGCGAAGAUUUAAAAGAAGGUUCGGAUAUUUUCCAAAUCAAUGCUGAAUUGCCGGUCGCCGAAAGCUUUGGGUUUGCUGAAGAGAUACGCAAAAAGACAAGCGGAUUGGCCAGUCCGCAAUUAGUGUUUAAUAGAUGGGAGGUGAUUGACGUUGAUCCGUUCUGGAUCCCAAUAACGGAAGAGGAAUACGAGUUAUAUGGUGAAAAAGCUGACAGUGAAAAUCUAGCUUUAAAGUAUGUCAAUAGUGUACGAAAACGUAAGGGUCUAUACAUCGAGAAAAAAACUGUGGAAUUCGCUGAAAAGCAAAGAACACUGAAAAAGAAUAAAUAAGUAAAUCAAUCAAUUAAAACUAAAUAUAAAAUUGUAUUGUUUUGUUUUCUAAACCGGUUGUAUCAUCCCACAGUAAAUCAGAAAGUAAAAUGUUUGUGAUUUUUGUUU